Molecule: messenger RNA, 1365 nt
Organism: Aquila chrysaetos chrysaetos
Lineage: Eukaryota; Metazoa; Chordata; Aves; Accipitriformes; Accipitridae
Product: leukotriene C4 synthase-like
Exons: 4
Coding region: 596-976 (126 amino acids)
Biological process (GO): leukotriene biosynthetic process
Cellular component (GO): nuclear envelope; membrane; endoplasmic reticulum
Molecular function (GO): leukotriene-C4 synthase activity; glutathione transferase activity; enzyme activator activity
Source: RefSeq, a predicted model, not a curated record
CCUUGUGGUUUUUUUCCCUGUCCUUUUUUCUUUUCCCUGUGGAAAAGGGUACAAAUGGAUAAUUUGUUUUGAUAUAUUAAAAAAAAGAGGGGAAAAAAGGUACUGCUUUACUACUCACUCGUGGAAAUCUGGCAGCCUCCCCUCGCUGAGGCUCAAACUCCAUUUACAGCGUAAGGUUCUUCAGACUUUUUCCAGCUCCUAAUCUGGCUCCAUUCCUCAAGGCUUGGCAAAUUUUUGGCCAAAUGUAAGAUUAAAUUGCCUGGGGAAUGGUAAAAUGUAGGAGAGAUCAAGAAACAAAACCAUUGUCUUUAAUAGCACAGCUCCCGUCCUUUCUUGCAGAAAAUCUGUAUUUUUGUCACUAAAAGAAAAAGAAAGGAAGAAAACGUGGCUGUAGAUCUGAUCACCUUCUGCUGAAUUUGAUCUGGGAGAAGGCUCUUUCUUGGAGCACGACUUGUGUGACACCCAGAUUUGGGCUGUGCUCACCCAAGGGGAAGAGAAAGCUCUUUAAUAAUGAUAGGGAAGGAACCUCUACCUGUGCAGCUUUUAAGCUGUAGCUGUACUAGAUGCCUGUGAAGGUGCUGUGCGUGGGGCUGAGAUGGAGCCUGCUGAGGGUUCAGCAAAGACAAAUCUCCAUCUCGGCCACGGCUUGUCAUUGCAGGGUCCACGUGAAUGCGGGGUGAAUUGCUCAGAGUACUUCCCGAUCUUCAUCUCGCUCCUCUGGGUUGCUGGAAUCUUCCUCCACCAAGGUGUGGCUGCUGCGUGUGGGCUGCUGUACCUCUACACCCGCUUCAAGUACUUCCAGGGAUACAUCGUGGCUGCGCAGGGACGGUUGGGGCCGCUGUACGCCAGCGCCUGGCUACUCUGGCUGCUGCUGGGGCUGGCGGCGGUCGGGCUCCUGGCACAUUUCCUGCUGUCCCCCUCCUCUGCAUGGAUGGCAGCGCUGGCGCGGCCCCUCCAGCCGCUCGGCGCCUGGUGAGAGGGGCCGCGGCUCUCCCAAAACCCACUGUUCGCCCUCGGCAGAGGGGAGGGAGUCGCGUGGCACGGUCGGAGACUGACUAUCUCUCCCCAGCUCUGUGCUUACCUUCGAAGCGAGGUGGAUGCUGGCACUCCUCUGCUCGUGAAGCUCCAGUCUUCAGAGAUAAUUUUCCUUCUGGAAAGCAAACACUGCCCAGCCUCUGCCCCUGCUUCACUGCCAGGCUUUGUAGCACUCUCUGCUCUAAAACCUCUACUGCCUUUGGCUUUGCUUCACAGAGCACGGAUUGACCCAAAUGCUGUCAUCACUCCUCCUUACUGCUGUAAUGAUCUAUGUUGAAGGAUCACAACAUGGAUAUACAAAAAAUAAAUUCCUUUUCUCAGUAGAAAUCA